Molecule: messenger RNA, 951 nt
Organism: Gloeophyllum trabeum ATCC 11539
Lineage: Eukaryota; Fungi; Basidiomycota; Agaricomycetes; Gloeophyllales; Gloeophyllaceae
Exons: 11
Coding region: 1-951 (316 amino acids)
Source: RefSeq, a predicted model, not a curated record
AUGUCUGCUGUAGACCAACUCCUCGGUAGUGUGCUCGUUGGUAUAUUUAUCGCCGCGAUUUUGUACGGAAUCACGACCACACAGGCCUUUGUAUAUUAUCAGAACUACCCGAAUGACCAGAAGCUGCUGAAAUGGAUGGUGGGGCUCAUAUGGUUUCUGGAGACCCUCCAUACAGGCUUUUGCAUCGACUUCAUCUAUAAAUAUGUGAUCACGGAAUAUGGGAAUGCUCCGUUUAUGAAUGUCAUCUACUGGAGCGGUGGGAUUACAGUGAUAAUCGGGGUGCUCGUCGCUGCACUAGUCCACGGCUACUACGUCCGGCGGGUGUGGAUAUUGAGUGACCGGAAUACCAUCUUGACCGCCGUUGUCACUUUCCUUGCGGUCCUACGGUUCGGUGACUACACCUUGAGUGAAUGGAGCGUAUUCCGCACGCGGAAGCUUCCCUUGAUGACCCUCGCUGGUGGCCUCUCAUCCGCCGCGGCAGUCGAUUUACUCGUGGCUGGAGCCUUGUGCUAUUUCUUAGAGAGGAACCGUACAGGAUUCCAGCGAUCCGACAGCCGUAUCAACCUGCUAAUGGCGUACAUAAUCAACACCGGUGCAUUAACGACGGUAUUCUCCCUCAUCAUCGUGAUCACAUUCGCCGCGAUGAACGGCAGCCUCGUCUUCCUCGCGUUCGUGGAGAUCCAGAGCAAGCUGUACGCCAACUCCUUCCUCGCGUCGCUCAACGCGCGGCGGAAGCUCAUGAACAGCGGCGCGCGCGGCGCGAACGGGUACCCCACGUACGAGCUCAGCAACGGCGGGCGCUCGCACAUUCGCUCGAACACCACAGGGCCUGUGCUGACGGAUGGACGGGUGCAGAUCGAGAUAUUCCACGAGACGACGCGGAUCGUCGACAGCCCGAUGUCGCCGACCAAGUCGGUCAUGAGUAUGGGCAAGGAGGCGUACGCCAUCUAG